Messenger RNA from Ostrinia furnacalis (Asian corn borer), 2742 nucleotides. RefSeq names its product protein draper-like. Lineage: Eukaryota; Metazoa; Arthropoda; Insecta; Lepidoptera; Crambidae. Bases 18 to 2681 code for a protein of 887 amino acids. The record is from RefSeq and is a predicted model, not a curated record. The transcript has 6 exons.
CUGGAGUGUGUCUUGCCAUGUGGAAGUUUGUUGUGCUUGGGUUGGUGCUGGUGACAUGCCAAGUGGAAUCACGAGUUGGUGUGUGUCAAACUGUGAAAACAUACGAAAAGACAUAUUGGGGUCAGAAAUGGGGUAGCUAUGUCCAAUCCUACGAAUCUUGUUGGACGAGUCUGUGGUGCUCCACAAAAACAAGAAUAGCUCAUGGUUUUAGAGAUGCUAAACUGACGAAAGUUGGCUAUAAAUAUGAAGAUGUUUGCUGCGAUGGUUACACAGGCAAUCCCAAGUAUGGAGGACCCUGCAGACCUGUAUGCAAUCCACCCUGCAAAAAUGGCUUUUGCGACGCACCGAAUACAUGCAGAUGUAACUUCGGAUACAAAAUGUCCCCAAGCCUUACGUGUGAACCACAAUGUUCCAGGGGAUGUUCUCAUGGCAAGUGCNGAAAAUGUGUCGGCCCAGAAAUGUGCCAAUGUGACUUGGGAUAUAAACUUUCUAAGUCCUUUACCUGCGAACCCCAGUGCUCUAAAGGAUGCCCAAAUGGAAAAUGCAUUAGCCCUGAAGUUUGUGAAUGUAAUGUUGGUUACAACAUGUUGGAAAAUAAGACUUGUGCCCCUGUGUGCACGAAGGAGUGUCCUUCUAAUGGAAAAUGUGCCAGCCCUGAAGUGUGCCAAUGUGACCCCGGCUACAACAUGACAAUUGAUGGCACUUGCGAUCCUCUUUGCUCUGACGGUUGUCCUUCUAAUGGAAAAUGCACUACCCCUGAAGUUUGUGAAUGUAAUGUUGGUUAUAGAAUGUCGAAAAAUAAGACUUGUGACCCUGUGUGCACUAAGGAGUGUCCUUCUAAUGGAAAAUGUGUCAGCCCUGAAGUGUGCAAAUGUGACCUCGGUUACAACAUGACAAUUAAUGGCACUUGCGACCCUCUCUGCUUUGAUGGUUGUCCUUCUAAUGGAAAAUGCACUAGCCCUGAAGUUUGCCAAUGUGACCUCGGCUACUACAUGACAGUAAAUGGCACUUGCGACCCUCUCUGUUCUGGCGGAUGUCCUUCUAUUGGAAAAUGUGUCAGUCCUGAAGUAUGCCAAUGUAAUCUGGGGUACAAAAUGUCGCAAAAUGCCACCUGCGAUCCUCACUGCUCUCGGAAUUGCCCAGAAAAUUCUAAAUGUGUAAGUCCAGACGUUUGCCAAUGUGAAAUCGGCUACAACAUUACAUUUGAUGGCACUUGCGACUCUUUCUGUUCUGAUGGUUGUCCUUCUAAUGGGAAAUGCAUUAGCCCUGAAGUUUGUGAAUGUAAUGUAGGUUACAGCAUGUCGAAAAAUAGGACUUGUGAACCUGUGUGCUCUAAGGGGUGUCCUUCUCAUGGAAAAUGCGUCAGUCCAGAAAUUUGUCAAUGUGACCUUGGCUACUAUCCUCGCAUACCUAAAAAUAAUAUCUGCAAACCUCUUUGUCAUACAGGUUGUAGAAAUGGAAUUUGUGUGAGCCCACUCCACUGCAUAUGUAAGCUUGGCUUUAGAAUGUCUGCAAACGGCACAUGUGAACCUAAUUGCUCUAAUGGCUGCCCACACGGAGAAUGCGUAGCCCCAGAAACUUGUCAGUGUGAUUCCGGAUACAAAAUAAAAAAUAAUACCUGUGAGCCCCAAUGUUCUUCAGGAUGUCCCUAUGGCAAGUGUGUGAGUCCUGAUACUUGUUUAUGUGACCCUGGCUACACAUAUUCGAAUAACACAUGUCAGCCGGACUGCCCGAAUGGUUGUGACCAUGGCAAAUGUGUUGGCCUUGGUAAAUGCCUGUGUGAUACUGGAUAUUUGUAUACGUAUUCGAAUGAGCAUAUAAACGGUACUUGUAAACCAUAUUGCAAAAUAGAGUGUGGUAAUGGGAAGUGCAUAGAACCAGACAUUUGUACUUGCGCUCCCGGCUACACUGUGGAUUUGCAAAACAAUACGGAAAAUAAAACAGAGGGCCCUCUUUGCAUUCCUAAAUGUACUAAUUGUCAAGGACUAUGUGUCGCUCCAAAUCAAUGUAUUUGCCAGCUUCCAUUCAUCGCCAAGAACACUACCGCAGAUGGUGGCGAGUGUGAUGGUUUUGAAUCAAUAUCUGGGUUGAUUAUGUGCAAUAUGACAAUUUGUGUGUUAAAUUCAAGCACACAUGAUGACAAUUAUGUAACUGAAGUAUUUGAAUCCUCAGAAGGAAUUGAUUUGGAAACAACGUUUAUGUCAUCAAAAGUUACAAACAACAAAGACAUUGACUUAUCAACAGCUACAAACGAUGAAUUAGAACAAAAUGAUACAAUAAUGUAUCCUUCUUUUUAUACGACCAAAGUAGACAUGGACGAGUCAUCAACACCAACAGAUUAUGAAGACUUUACGCAGAGUGAAGUAAAUAUUACUAUCUCUUUCGUAACUACAAAGCUUGCAGAGAAAAGCUAUGAUAGUAAACUCCAAAAUGGUUCUAAAAGCAGGUCUAUUCCAGUCUGGGUAUACAUUGUCGCAGCAGUAAUGGCCAUACUGAUUGUACUACUUAUUUUGAUGGUCUAUCUUAAAAGAAAUCUUUUGAUGAAUUACUUUAAGCGCAGCAAAUAUGAAGUGAAAGAUCACACUGAAGAGUACAGUAUUCCAACUAUCCAGUUCACAGGAGUGAAGUCGGAGGAUGACCGUUCUAUGCACUCGAAUGAAACGUAUGAAUGUGUAAAUUAAUCACUAAAUAAAUGAAUAACACCUUAAUAGGUUAAAUUAUUACAAACAUGUUAUCGUAUGG